Molecule: messenger RNA, 1302 nt
Organism: Salarias fasciatus (jewelled blenny)
Lineage: Eukaryota; Metazoa; Chordata; Actinopteri; Blenniiformes; Blenniidae
Product: neurogranin-like
Exons: 3
Coding region: 180-374 (64 amino acids)
Molecular function (GO): calmodulin binding
Source: RefSeq, a predicted model, not a curated record
CUCUCUCUCUGUGCGUGAGCGGGUGUUACUGAACAUGCAGUGAUUGUUAGUAAGAGCCAGUGAGGCAUCUGUAUUAUACCGGAGACUGGUUUGAGGAGAGCUUUGCUUGGUCCACAUACAGAUACAAGUCAUAUUAGGUCAGGUCACUUGAAGACAGAAGUCGUCUCUCUGAGUGAGAAAUGGACUGCCACAAUGAGGAAUGCAGCCGGCCUCAGGAGGAGGAGGACAUCAUGGACAUCCCGCUGGAUGACCCUGAGGCCAACCGGGCUGCCGCCAAGAUCCAGGCUGGCUUCCGUGGCCACAUGACUCGUAAGAAGAUGAAACCAGAGGACAAAACAGAAGGGGAGGAGAGACAGGAAGAUCGGGGCCAGUAGAGAGAGAUGACACAUCUGUGCCACAACAGUCCCGACCUGGAUGAAGAGAAAGAGAGGAAGCACAGUAGUGAGAGAUGGCUGGCGUAAGCCAGCUAGGAUGGCUUUCAGGCACACCUUUUAAACCCAGGAGUCUUUUUUUUUUUUUCCUUUUCUCAACACAAAUUAGCAGUAGAAAACGAACAGUUUUGAGGGUGUGUUAUGUGAAUUUCGUGAACUUUUAACACUCCUUCCCUGCUUCUUCAGCAGCAUCAUCAGUACGGAUGUCUUUGACCCAGAAUUUGCAACUCACUGCAUGUACUUGUGAAACUUCUGGUAGUGUGCUAGUUUUUAGAUGAUGAUCUGUGAAUGUGUAAAUGAAUGUCCUCUCAAUGCUAAACAGGGCUUUUUCUGGAUGGAUCAAAUCACACCGUCUGUGUAAAGAACUUGUACGCAUCCUGUUUUUGUGAUUAGUGGCUUAAAUUAUUUGUUAUUUUGCAUUGUUUCCUGAUGUGAUUGUAUCAUGACUAUUAUUUAUCUAUUUGACUUGCCUAUAAAACAAUUAAAACAUCAAAAACAUGAAAAGAAAAGUAGCUACUUACGUUCUGAUUAUUUAUCGCUGUGUUUGGGCUCACAUAACUAUGCUCUCUUUUCACAUCUUCAGACAUUUUCUAUAAAUCUGAUCUUCCAGAACAGUAAGCAUGCAGUAAUUCUACUUUUGGUUUCCCUCCAAAUGCAUUUUGGUGCAGCUUUAUCUUAUAAGACACUGGUUCAGUAUUCUCGGUUGUUGUAAUCGUAGGUUUUACUCGUUUGACUUGUUAAAUCAGGUGUGUAGAUUUCCAAUGUCAGAUUUUGCAGAGCCUUUAUGCUUAUAAAGUAACUGGGUAGUACCUCGCUGAACUUUGGUGUAGAGUCUUGACAUUACAAUAAAUCCACCUUAAAUGCACAGUGA